AUGUUGUCCCCUUUUACCUUUUAUCGGGUGACUCUCACCCUAGGAUGUCUUCUCGGCCUCCUCAACCCUUCAUAUGCCGCGCCAGGGGCCACCGUGGACAGCAAGGUGCUGAUCCUCGCACGAGACAGUUAUUCUGCGUCCACGGCUAGUUCAGGCCUGGAAGGCUAUGGCAUCCCGUUCGAGACUGUCCUUGUUCCCAAAGAGGGCAUCACCUUGCCCGGCUUGACGAGCUCGAGCACCGCCGGCCGCUACGGCGGCAUCAUCGUCAUGGGCGCCGUGUCCUAUAACUACGACGGCUCGUGGAAAAGCGCGUUGACCACGGCGCAGUGGGACGAGAUACACGAGUACCAGACAGAUUUCCACGUCCGCCUCGUUCGCACCGACGAGUAUCCUGGACCAAGCUUCGGUGCGUCGAUAGCUUCGGGCGGUGGCUGCUGUGCCAGCGGUGUUGAGCAGCUUAUCAGCUUCACCAACACCACGGCCUUCCCAACGGCGAACCUCAAAGCAAAUGCUGGCAUUACCACCGCAGGCCUCUACCACUACCCGGCCACCAUCACCGACCCCGAUACCACCUGGGAGAUUGCCAAGUUUGGUCCCGGCGGAGCGCAGACCGGGGACACAACCGCUGCUGUCAUCAACAACUUUGACGGCCGCGAGCAGCUGGUCUGGUUCACGAGCUGGGCGACCGACUGGUCCGCCACGUCCAACUACCUCCAGCACGCGCACAUCCACUGGAUGACCCGCGGUCUCUUCCUCGGCAAGCGCAAGAUCCACCUGAGCGCGCAGGUGGACGAUGUGCAGCUCUCGACGGGACUCUACCUGCCCGCGGGCCAAGAAUUCAAGUGCCGCAUCGGUGACCUCGAGGCUCACGUGGCCUGGCAGCAGGACAUCAACGGCCGUCUCCCCGCCGGCUCCGACUUUUGGCUCGAGAUGGGCCACAACGGCAAUGGCGACAUCAUCGCCGCCACGGACCCCGACGAUGAGUCGGACGAGAUCUGCAUCCCCGACUACGCCGUCAACUACGAAUCUCCCGAGGACACCCCCCUGGAGUUCAAGAAGGUCCCUGGCACGGGCGAGGACCUGUGGCCGCCCGAGUUUGAGGAGUACGGUUGGAGCAAGGAGUGCGCCGACCUCGACGACUUUGCCGCCUGGUGGCUGAACAAGGCCAACCUGAACGCCUUUGCGCACGUCUCGCACACCUUUUCCCAUCUCGAGCUCAACAACGCCACGUACCACGACGCCUCGCGCGAGAUUGCGUUCAACCAGGCGUGGAUGGCGCAGAUGGAGAUUGACCAGGCGACGCGGUUCUCUCCCAAGGGUCUCAUCCCGCCGGCCAUCACCGGUCUUCACAACGCCGACGUCCUCCAGGCGUGGGCGGACAAUGGUCUGCUGUACGCCAUGGGGGACAACACGCGUCCGGUCCUGCGCAGCGCCGACAGCGCGUUCCACCCGCGGCUCACCACUGUCGCGGGCAACGGCUACGCCGGUGUCGUCAUCGUGCCUCGCUACGCGACGACCAUUUACUACAACUGCGACACGGCGGCGUGCACGGUGCAGGAGUGGAUCGACACCUCGGCCGGCGCGGGCGACUUUGACGACCUCCUGCGUGACGCGCGCGCUACCAACACUCGCUACCUACUCGGUUUGCAGGCCGACCCCUACAUGUUCCACCAGGCCAACUUGCGCCAGACGGACAUGCCCAGCAUCACCGUCGGCAGCGAGACGGGCAAGAUGUCCAUUCUCAUGGCGUGGGUCGAGACCGUUGCCCAGGAGAUGGUCCGCCUGACCGACUGGCCCAUCACGUCGCUCAAGCACGACGCCAUUGGCGACUACUUUAUGGACAGGAUGACACUCGACGGGUGCGACCCCCAGCUGUCCUAUGCGUACUCGGCCGAUGGGAGUGCGAUUGAGUCGGUCACCGUGAGCACGGAUGGGAACAGCUGCGCUGUGCCUGUGCCUGUGACGAUCCCCGGGGGGCAGGCUUCGGCCAGCGGAGGUCAGGUAUCUGCUGACCAGGUUGGCAGUGAGCCGACGAUUUACUGGGUGACCAUGGACGGCUCGCCCGUGACCCUGUCCUUGAGCGAGGCGGUCAAUUUCUGA
Emericellopsis cladophorae is the source of this 2100-nucleotide messenger RNA. RefSeq lists its product as uncharacterized. The coding region runs from base 1 to 2100 and encodes 699 amino acids. The transcript has 3 exons. NCBI's taxonomy places the organism in Eukaryota, Fungi, Ascomycota, Sordariomycetes, Hypocreales, Bionectriaceae. The record is from RefSeq and is a predicted model, not a curated record.